UUGCUGGGCUUUAGUAAAAAAAAUCAAAAUAAACAUGUAAUUGGCAAUUCUAAAAAGAUUUAGUGCUACAUUCUUCAAAUGUUCCACCCCUGUACUAAUGUAUGUCAUUUGUUUUUGAUAGAGUGGUGGGGUAUACAGAAGAACUUUGGAGAAAUGUUUCUGUACAGAAAUAUGUAUCCUCUCUAAAUAUCAGCACAGUAACAUUUUGGAGUUGGUGGCUUGCUGCAUUGACAGUGGCUCAUAUUGCUUGAUUUACCAGUUCAUGGAAAACGGAUCUCUGCAAGACAGGCUGCAGUUAAUUAAUUGCAGCCCUCCUAUUUCUUGGGAGUCCCGCAUUAGCAUAGUCAUGGGGAUUGCCCGUGCCCUUGUCUUUUUACACUCAAAGGCAAUCCUCCAUGGCAAUAUAAAAAGUACCAAUGUGCUGUUGGGCAGCUGCUUCUCACCAAAGCUGUGUGACUUUGGAGCCAGAAUUCUACCAUCGGACACCAGGAGCGGAUAUACCAACACUCAGACAGACCUCCUAGAAACAUGCCUUACAUACUUUCCUGAUGACUUCAUUAGUAACAGGCAAAUAUCGGAGAAAGUUGAUGUUUUUUCCUGUGGAGUUGUGUUUGCAGAAAUUCUGACUGGUCUGAAAGCAAGAGAUAAAUCAAGAAAACCUUCUCUUUUGCACGAGUUGAUCAGAGAAGAAACAGACCAAGUGAAUGUGGAAAACCCUAGACUGGCUGCUGAAGAAAUUUGCCGGAAAUACCUGGACAAAAAGGCUGGCAAGUGGCCUCUCUGCACUGCAGUGGAGUUUGCCAGGGUUGUAUGCCUUUGUUUCCAAAAAAGAAGACCAACUGCAUCAGAAGUACAUACACUGUUAGAGAAGCUUGACAUUGCAAUAAAAUAUCCAGCACCACUCCAUAACGAAGAAGUCAAUGUCCUUCAUUUUGAAAAUGGACCAAGUUCAAUGAUGUUCAACUCCCAGGCGUCAACAGCUCUAGCAAAUGGGAUGCAAAGCCUUGCAAUAUUAAAGUUACCUUGUGAAUCAGAUGAUCUGGAGAGCUUAGCCCCUGUGCCAGCAAUGCAAGUCAACACUGCCUGCUGCUCUACAGACACUGGCCAUGUUGAGAACAACCCCUCUGGGUUUCUGAAGGGUUCAGAGGGUUGUGUUAAAGGAACGCUAGACCUAGUGAAGACCAGUGGCUAUUUAACUGAAGAAUUGGUGGCUUCUUCCAUGAGCAGUGGUUCAGCAUCUCAAGGUUGUUCCAGGACUCAGCUCCAGAUUCCAGAUCACCUUGACCCAGCAUGUACAUCACGACAAGCAGCUCAAGAGCAAACUCUGUCUCCUGGUUUCAGACACUAUGAGGCCUUUGGAUACCUAUGUAAAGUAAACAUGGCGGGCUCAAUGAUUGGAAAUGAAGAAUCUUCACCAACAGAGACGCCUCAUGCUGACUCUAGCCAAGACAUGAGCGGAGCCACAAAACAGGAGCGCUCAUUGGUUGCAUCACUAGAUAUGCAAGUGGCAGCAGAGGGCACACAGCAAGAAUGACUAGUCAGGAUGACAUCACUGAUACGAAGAUGCAAGAAAGACUUAGUUUUUCUUUUGAACAUGAGAAACAUGCAGAGCACC
Molecule: messenger RNA, 1615 nt
Organism: Polyodon spathula (Mississippi paddlefish)
Lineage: Eukaryota; Metazoa; Chordata; Actinopteri; Acipenseriformes; Polyodontidae
Product: interleukin-1 receptor-associated kinase 1-like
Exons: 8
Coding region: 263-1534 (423 amino acids)
Biological process (GO): protein phosphorylation
Cellular component (GO): plasma membrane
Molecular function (GO): ATP binding; protein kinase activity
Source: RefSeq, a predicted model, not a curated record